Messenger RNA from Phyllostomus hastatus (greater spear-nosed bat), 1812 nucleotides. RefSeq names its product caveolin 2 (gene CAV2). The transcript is spliced from 3 exons. Gene Ontology annotation, molecular function: protein kinase binding; molecular adaptor activity. NCBI's taxonomy places the organism in Eukaryota, Metazoa, Chordata, Mammalia, Chiroptera, Phyllostomidae. The record is from RefSeq and is a predicted model, not a curated record. The coding region runs from base 312 to 800 and encodes 162 amino acids. Gene Ontology annotation, cellular component: caveola; Golgi apparatus; perinuclear region of cytoplasm. Gene Ontology annotation, biological process: negative regulation of endothelial cell proliferation; caveola assembly; insulin receptor signaling pathway.
GGAGGCAGGCGGGUCCUGGUCCCCGAGACCUUCUCGCCUGCUUGUGUAGGUCAGGAGGUGCCUGUUCGGGGCGAUUCCCUGCGUUCGGGGCAAGGGGAGCCGGCGAGCGGGCGGAGCUCGUGUCUCUCCGGGGUCGGAAGCCGGAGCCGGUUGCGGGAACGAACCGCGGGAAGCGGCCGCCGCCCUGACCGCGCAGGGCAGGCCCCGCGAGGGGAGGCGGGGCGGGGCCCGCGAGAAGAAAGGGGAGGUGGAGCGGCCCGGAGCCGCGCUGUGCGAGCUGGACUGCAGCCGCCGUGCACCCCGACGCCACGAUGGGGCUGGAGACCGAGAAGGCGGACGUCCAGCUCUUCAUGGAUGACGACUCCUACAGCCGCCAAAGUUGUGUCAACUACGCCGACCCUGAGAAGUUCGCAGACUCCGGCCCAGAUCGGGAUCCGAACCAGCUCAACUCGAAUCUCAAGGUGGGCUUCGAGGAUGUGAUCGCAGAGCCGGAGUCUACGCACUCCUUUGACAAAGUGUGGAUCUGCAGUCAUGCCCUCUUUGAAAUCAGCAAAUACGUGAUUUACAAGUUCCUGACAUUGUUCCUGGCAAUCCCCCUGGCCUUUGCUGCGGGAAUUAUCUUUGCCACCCUCAGCUGUCUGCACAUCUGGGUUAUAAUGCCUUUUGUAAAGACCUGCCUAAUGGUUCUGCCUUCAGUGCAGACUAUAUGGAGGAGUGUGACAGAUGCUGUCAUUGCCCCAUUGUGUACAAGUGUAGGACGCAUCUUCUCGUCUGUCAGCUUGCAACUGAGCCAUGACUGAACACUUGGCCCCCAGGUCUGGAGAUUUGGAUACUGUAAUACUUCCUUGUUAUAGCACAAAAGCACUGCUGUUCUGUUCAUUCCCCAACUGUUCUAAUUAAGAAAACUAUUAAGAUGGGCAAACCACAUUUAGGAAUGUUUAUUGGCAAGUCUUUUCAAAUAAUGCUUUUCUAAUUAAUAACAAGGAUUUCAUAUCUACCUUUAUAACCAAAACUAAACAAUAGAUUGGCAACACUAAUUUUAAAGACAGAUACUUUUUGCUUUAGUACAAAUGUAUACAUUUUAUCAUGAUGAAUUUAUAAUGAUCAAGAGAUAUUUCCCUCAAAUACUACAAUGGUUUUGUCUACAACUGCACAUAGAAAUAUGGGAUUUUCUCACUCUUUUACUCUGGAAGUAAUACUUUUAAAUUACCUUUGCAGAUAAAGUGAUGCGGACACUUAGCAAUAAGAUACACAAAGAUCCUAGAAACUGCAGUAAUAAAAGCAUACAAUGGUGAUGGAGCUAUCAAAUAUAAUAAAAAAUGUGAAAUAGAUUCAUGCAAAUGUUUUCCUUUAAAUGAGGGGUUGUUAGUCUACCGUCCUAUUUAACAUUUCCAUUUUACUGUAUAUUUUGUACUUAAUGUAAAUGUUGCUUUAAUCAGAUUGCUUCAAAGGACUUUUAUUAUAUUUGUGUUCUUAUUGAGGUAAUAUAUACAAAGAGUAAAUAUAUCUCCCACAAGGAACUCAUUGCUGAGAUGCACUGUCUUGAUCAUGGAAACACAUAUAUCUUCUUUGGGAACAGAAUUUAAAAGAGUAAAAUACUGGCUUUUUUGUCUAACUUUUCCAAGCAAAAUCAUGAAAUGUUUUAUAACUAAUGUUUAUCUGGCUGUGUUCUUAAAAUAAUUUGUAUCUAAUUCUUAUUUUGUCUAGUAGAUAAUUUCUCUCUUAUACUUAGAAAUUAAACCUAUAUGCUGCAAUUCCUAAUUGGUGCUAUUUAAUAACAUUUUACAAUAAAGGCUAUUUCUGACACUUAAA